CACCUCUAAGGUUAGGUCGGUUAGGAUGAAAUCUUACGGCGAAAGCCGCUAAUUUGAAUGGAAUAACAGGAUAUAAAUUUACUAUGAAAAAAUGGCACGUUUAUUUAACAGACUGGCGAUCAAAGUCCUGGCUAGGAUGCAGGUAGCCAGAUAUGGAAAUAAAGCAGAUCAUUGGUCUGUGAUUAAAAAGAAAAAGACACACAUGGACAAAGCACUGAAACAUUUUGACGAGUUUUAUGGUAAUGUCUAUGAAAAGUCAUGGGAAAAUAUAAGAGCUGCGUUAUUGAAAGAAGAUCACAAAUACAUGGCUGUUGUAAACUCCUUCAGCGAUAUAGACAGAAUAAAGUCAGAAUUAGAGUCUCAUGGUGCUAUGAAUCUGAGAACAAUUUAUGAAAUCUAUAAAGAACAUAUUGAUGAAAAUCCAUCUAAAUCUGAUAAAAGAAAGAACAAGCAAGCAAGAAGUCAAAUGGACUCAAUAAUUUCUGAUGCUGAGAUAUCAACAGUACAGUCACAUUAUCCUGUGAAUUAUGAGUCAUCGCCUAUAUCUCUAAGUACAAAUGAUGAAGCUGAAAAUAUAACAGUAGAGAAUCAAGGCAAAUUGCAACCUGUAGAGAUGAAAUCUAUUGAGUCAAAUUUGAAUAAAAUCGCCUUAGAUGAAAAUCGAAUUGUACAGCCCAACUCUGGCUUAAGCGGGUUAUAUGAAUUUGUUCCAGCCACAAAAAUUAAAGGUAUGGAAGACUGGAUAUUGGAAUCACAACACUACGGCUAUUACAAAGAGGGUGCAGAUUUUUCAGGGAACACUGAGAAAGAGGUUGUAUUAACGUUUCCGCAAUAUCUUAACAUUUAUACGUUUGAGGAAAGUAAUGAUAGCAGAUUUCCAUCCCCAAAGAAAGGAUCGACUAAUGUUUCAGAUUAUUAUCUUCUGGAUGGUGCUUCUGUCUUACCGGUGUUGGCUUUAGACUUGCAACCUGGUGAUGCCGUGUUAGAUAUGUGCGCGGCACCAGGAGGUAAAGCUCUAAGCAUCCUUCAAACACUUAUGCCACGUGUAAUGAUAGUUAAUGACCUUACAAAGUCUCGAGUGAAGAGAAUUAACAAUGUCAUAAAUGAAUAUGUAGCUGGUAUCGGCCAGUGGGAGGAUAGAUUGUGCGUGACAGAGCAAGAUGCGAGAUUUAUCGAUGAAAAAGAUAUGUUUAAUAAGAUCUUGGUAGAUGUGCCGUGUACUACGGACAGACAUGUUUUGCAUUCGGAAAAUAAUAAUAUCUUCAAACCGCAAAGAAUACAGGAAAGAUUAAAAUUACCAGAAUUGCAGGCAGCCAUUUUAACUAAUGCAUUGAAGAUAAUAUCGGUUGGUGGAACAGUCGUGUAUUCCACUUGUUCUCUCAGUCCUAUUCAAAACGACGGCGUCGUUAGCAUGGCGCUAAAAAAGGUCUGGGAAGAAACCAAUUCUAUUAUGAUUGUAAAAGAUAUGACCGAAGCACUGAAACCAUUGAGUUGUCUUUAUAAAUUUGGCAAUUUUGGGUUAAAAUAUGGCCAUAUCGUUAUUCCUACGCUUGAAAAUAAUUGGGGCCCCAUGUACUUUUGUAAAAUAGUACGAACACGGUAAUAAUAGGUAAUGUCUGAUCGUUCGCUUCCUCGUCGGGUACUUCAAUCUGGUUCCAAGGUUGUUCUUUACCACUUCCAAAGAUAG
This is a messenger RNA of Cyphomyrmex costatus, 1687 nucleotides long. Its product is annotated as 5-methylcytosine rRNA methyltransferase l(2)10685. The coding region runs from base 92 to 1603 and encodes 503 amino acids. The transcript has 9 exons. The record is from RefSeq and is a predicted model, not a curated record. Gene Ontology annotation, biological process: rRNA methylation. Gene Ontology annotation, cellular component: mitochondrial large ribosomal subunit. NCBI's taxonomy places the organism in Eukaryota, Metazoa, Arthropoda, Insecta, Hymenoptera, Formicidae. Gene Ontology annotation, molecular function: RNA methyltransferase activity.